UAAAGCAGGCAGCUGCAGGCAUCACGCGGACUUACUUCCGAGCGACAACACGCCUUCUUCUGGUCCUCCCUCCUGCUCUCCUCCUCCCCCUGCCCUCCUUCCUCCCUCGCGUCCUCACCAUGGACGUCAACAUCCAUCACCACGAUCCUGCUGUCCAGAGCAAGCGCACUUCCAUCCACGAGCUGCUCAACCCUGUCGGUCCCUCCACAUCCCUCGACCAGCAGUAUGCACAGCAGCUUCCCAGCAUAUCGCACUUCAUGCCCCAGCCCCACCCUCACCAGCACCCUCAGCACGUACAGGCCAUGCCUCCGCCUCAGUACUCGCCCCCCAUGAAUUCACAGCCCUCGUUCAGCCUGCGCACCGCGAGCUGGGACCAACAGGCAACAAAGGAUGACCUCGCUCGUCGCCCCGAGACCGAUCCCAAUGCGUGUCGUUUCGGGCAUCCUUCCGUGCCAUCUCACCAUCAGUACUAUCAAGAGACUUACCCCCGCUCUUCUCGCUCCGUGAGUGAGACGCCCAGUUACGGAAUGGACAUCCCAUCGUGGUCUACUGCGACCGAGCAGGCCAACUCCCCCUACCCCAUGUACUCGAAUGACCGUACAGAUUGGCAGAGCGGUGAACGAGCAUCCCCACUGCCCCCGAUGACCCCGUCGGCUCAUGUCGGCUACACAUCUGUCCCUUUCGCAAUCCCAUUCGAGCAAAGUGACGAUGAGUCGGGGGCAAAAUCAAAGAAGUCGCGAUCGAUGGCGACUGCGAGCGUGAGCCUGAACGUGAACACGAACGCGAACGCGAAGGUGGCAAAGGUCCCAGAGGGUGCCGCCCAAUCAAGACGUGGCUACAGCGCCAAGAAACGCAGCGAAGCCGCACAGAUAGCUGCUCAAAACGCCCAACUGAUGCCCACCGUGUCGUAUGCGCACGUGUCGAAUGAGAAGGGGAAGGAGAAGGCUGCCAGUAACACCGUUCAAGGUCCCAUGAGAAUCGUGGGCCAGGAUGACACUUCGCAGCUUGAGACUUCCGGACCACUGCAUCCGGAGCUCCAGUUCGCUCGAUGCAUGUCAAACAGAUACCGAUCGGAGGAAUUCCCUCGCUGUGUAUCCUGCACUCGUCGAUGGGCCGGCGAUACCUGUCGCUUCCAGGGUAUACGCUUCUUCCUCAAGAACGACAAGAAACAGAUCGUUGGGAUCAGUUUUGUCGAGAGCCAGAAACCCGACGCGCCGACGAUGAACUUUCCGAACAAGUGGAACAUACUCUGGACAAGCCUCACACUCGACGUCGCGCAGGCGCUUCUGCCCACCCUGAAGAAGGAGCUGGACCAUCUCAGCCUGAGCGAGGUCAUACGUCGCCCGAGAGAAAGUGAGGUCAGGGCAACUUGCGAUACAUGCAUGACAUCCAUAUUCUCGAGCAGCUGGAUGUGCUGCUAUGAGCAGGCACGACGGGAGAAGCAUGCGCAUAUCAACCCUUCUUCCUGUCGUGUACACGCGAAUGAACACCAGGCCAAAGACUUCUCACCCAUGUCCCUCAUCACGGAGAUGGAGGCGCUGCUUCAGGAGACCGAGCAAGAGCGUACAGCAUCGACACUACAGUGGUCGGACCCCGUACCGAGCAGCAGCGUACCUGACACGCGGUAUAUCACAUCCGCUGCCUAUGUCGAUAACCUCAGCAACGGUGUACCUCCAGAGCCAUCCUCCUUCGCGGCGGGUACCAAGGUGCCCUCUCACGUCACGCGGUACUUCGCGGACGGCGAGCUCACGGAUGACAUCUUCUGCCGUAUCUGGGCCCGCGGCGAGCCUAUCGUGGUCACAGGUAUGCUCCCGAAGUUCCACUGCCAGACGGACCAGAACCGGCGCGUGACGGUGGGCGAGUUCUUCUCCUGGUUCGGCAGGUAUGAAGGGCGCCGAGAUUGCUGGAAGUUGAAGGACUGGCCGCCAUCAACGGAUUUCCGCACUGCUUUCCCUGAGCUGUACGACGACUUCGCGAACGCGACGCCGGUGCCGAACUACGUGCGGCGAGAUGGUGUUCUGAACCUUGCGUCGCAUUUCCCGGGCAAUACAGUUGCUCCUGAUCUGGGGCCGAAGAUGUACAACGCGAUGGCGUCCUUUGAGUCUAACGGCAGCAAGGGUUCGACGCGGCUACAUAUGGACAUGGCUGAUGCCGUGAACGUCAUGCUCUAUGCCGCACCAACGCCGGAUGGCCGCCCGGGAUGCGCGGCGUGGGACCUCUUCAAGGCGGAGGAUGCGACGAAGCUCCGGAAAUACAUGCGCAAGAAGUUCAAGGGCCAGUUUCAGCACGACCCGAUCCAUUCUCAGCAGUUCUACUUGGAUUCCGAGCUCCGGGAGGAGCUUUUCAAGGAAUACGGCGUCAAGUCGCACCGCGUCUUACAGAAGCCUGGUGAGGCCGUGUUCAUCCCGGCCGGCUGUGCCCAUCAGGUUUGCAACCUCGCGGAUUGCAUCAAGGUGGCCAGCGAUUUCGUCAGCCCCGAGAACAUCGAGCGGUGCGAGAUGCUCACUCGCGAGUUCCGGGAACAAAAUCAGUCUAUGGCAUGGAAGGAGGACGUGUUGCAGCUCCGCACGAUGAUGUGGUUUGCUUGGCUCUCGUGCACGCGUCAGGAGAAGGAUGCAGAUGCCUGAAUACGGCCGGACUGUCAGUGUGUUUUGGUUAUCGCUGUCAUGCUGCUUUGCUCUCGAAGCCGACUACAUUAAGUACUACUUGCAAUGCCCGCCACCUACUGUUACUUGUCGUCGUUGUCAUCAUUAUAAUCGCUUGGUAGCUUGUGUAUUGAUAUCGGUAUCGUUGUCUGCAUCUGGUAGCUUGCUCGCGUCUGGUUAGUGGUAGCGUACACAUAUUGGAGACAUACGAACAAUACAACUCAAGAUUAUUGGAUCGAGAA
Fomitopsis serialis is the source of this 2887-nucleotide messenger RNA. RefSeq lists its product as uncharacterized. NCBI's taxonomy places the organism in Eukaryota, Fungi, Basidiomycota, Agaricomycetes, Polyporales, Fomitopsidaceae. Gene Ontology annotation, molecular function: histone H3K9 demethylase activity; transcription coregulator activity; chromatin DNA binding. The transcript has 19 exons. Gene Ontology annotation, cellular component: histone deacetylase complex; chromatin. The coding region runs from base 120 to 2627 and encodes 835 amino acids. The record is from RefSeq and is a predicted model, not a curated record. Gene Ontology annotation, biological process: regulation of transcription by RNA polymerase II.